Molecule: messenger RNA, 1675 nt
Organism: Toxorhynchites rutilus septentrionalis
Lineage: Eukaryota; Metazoa; Arthropoda; Insecta; Diptera; Culicidae
Product: dnaJ homolog subfamily C member 22-like
Exons: 4
Coding region: 302-1552 (416 amino acids)
Biological process (GO): endocytosis
Cellular component (GO): plasma membrane; early endosome
Source: RefSeq, a predicted model, not a curated record
CGGCAUCGAAUUCGAUUCAAGUUGAACUUUUGAGACGGAAGUCUGACGUAGACUCUUGCGGUUGGCUGGAACUUCUUCUCUCAUGUAUCUUCAUAAGCUCAGUAACAAGUGAAGAGUGAAGCGCGCAAGAUCAUUUAAGUUUGCUUUCUCGUUGAGAAAGAACUGCUGGCUUUCUUUUUUGCAUGAAAGUUUGAAUUGUUUUACUUCGAGGACAAAUAUAUAUUUGAAUUAGCCGAAGAAUCGAGAUCCUGAACGGAAAUAAUUUUGUGGGAGGAUAGAAAGAAAAACAACAGCUUACAACAUGGGAGAAAAGAUAUCCCCAUCAGCGGUAUCAACUUCCGCUAGGAAAUCUUCCAACGGCGUAAAGGGUUCUGCUCCCAAGACGUCCAAAGACAAAAGUCCAAGGCGCAAAAGUAAGGAGGAGAAAUUGAAUCAACUGUUCGGUGAACCGCCGGUUGACCAACCCGCGCGAGAACGUCCCAAGCAAAAAUCCGUGCUAGUAGCGUACGUUCUCUGGCUAUUCGGAGGAUUUUUCGGACUACAUCAUCUCUAUCUGCACCAAGAUCGUCGGGCUUUCAUUUGGUGGUGUACACUCGGUGGAUACUUCGGGAUCGGAUGGCUGUCGGAGGUACACCGGAUACCGGCGAUGGUGCGAGACGCCAACGAAGAUCCCCGCUUCGUCGAGGAGUUCCGUGAGAGGAUACGCGUCCACCGAAAGCCACCCUUUUCGACUUCUAGAUUUGUGCUGGCAAUCAUGGUUGGGUACCUGUUUGGGCAGGUUAUGAUGAUUGCGAUUCCCCAGGAGGUGUUCGCCGGGGUUGAUUGGAGCUUCCUGCAUUGGUCCAUUCCGCUGGGAGUUGCCAUUGGUGUGUGGACGGUUGGUAACAUGGGUCGCGAAAAGGGCGUGUUCUGGCACAGUCUGGUUGGAGCUUACAUUUCAUAUCCAAUCCGAUACUUUGUGCUGGAUGAGGCUUACUGGUUCACGACAUUGGCGUUUUGUUCAGCGUUUGCUUUCGACAAUUUCUCCAAAGAAUGGGAUUUGGAUGUUCCCAAACGUAAGAAACCACUUCGGCGAGCGGCAAUUCUUGUUCCGUGUGUUCUGCUCUACCUAUCCCUUUGGGGAUGUUUCUUGUAUUUCAACGGAACAAUCACCGACUCGGAGGGUGACGAAGUACCAGUACACGAAGCUAUCCACAACUUCAUCAAAUCUCCCUGGUGGACGGAUUUGAAGCAGACCGUCUCGGAUACGAUCCACUUUGCGCGCCAUAAUGGAUGGGCAGAGGUUUGGAAGCAGAUAAUUGAUUCGAUGGAUGUCGACGGGGAACAGAAUGCAUACAAGAUAUUGGGGGUUAGCCCAACAGCUUCCCAAACGGAGAUUACAUCCGUUUGGAGGAAACUGUCCCGUGAAAAUCAUCCCGAUAAGGUUAAAGAAGAGAGUCAGCGGAGAGCAGCUCAAGAGAAAUUCAUGGAAAUCCAGCAGGCAUACGAAGUGCUUAGUAAAAUUAAAUCCAAGAGACGGCAGCGAAACAAGAAACCCAAUGAUGAUCUGUAAUUGGAAGAUUUUAGGUUUAUUGUGUCAGACUUUAACUUAUCAGUCAAUUCAUCUCCAAUAUUAGCUGUAAAUAUUUAUUAACAAAAAUCAAACACAGACUUCAUACAAAUAUUAUUUCAAAUU